Messenger RNA from Cutaneotrichosporon oleaginosum, 510 nucleotides. RefSeq lists its product as uncharacterized. The record is from RefSeq and is a predicted model, not a curated record. Lineage: Eukaryota; Fungi; Basidiomycota; Tremellomycetes; Trichosporonales; Trichosporonaceae.
CCAUGAACGGCGACUGCAUCAAAGUUUACCUUCAGCACAUGGAUCCUUCGCUUAUUAACUGUCUGCAGCCGCUUGCCGCAAAACGGGGCCCACGACUCGGCCGCCCGGCGUCACAAUGUCGUGCAGUUCCCGGGAUGGCGCCGCGCGGCGAUGAGAUGGACGCCGCAUAUUCGGCUCUCGGACCGAGGGCUCCACCCACGCUUAAAGCCAAGUUGACGUGUGACCGAGGAGCUGCAAGGGCAGGCGGUGGUCAACUCAUGUCGUAAUGUCGAUCAGAUUAUCUCAGUUGGGACAUGAGCCUGUGGAACCGGAAAUCCGGACCUCUCGAUGGCGGGUGGUAGACGUUGAGCUGUUGUAUGUCACUGGGUUGUGGCCACCGGGUGUGGCUAACGCGGAUGAGUGUUGGUGGCGAAGGUAGUCAGUGAACAUCACAAGCUGGCAAAGUGCAAUAAGGGACUUGAUCAAUGUUAUGGGAGAAUAAUCGGGUCCAGACGAAGCACAUGAUUUUGU